Dermacentor silvarum is the source of this 4435-nucleotide messenger RNA. Its product is annotated as structural maintenance of chromosomes protein 3-like. NCBI's taxonomy places the organism in Eukaryota, Metazoa, Arthropoda, Arachnida, Ixodida, Ixodidae. Gene Ontology annotation, molecular function: ATP binding; double-stranded DNA binding; protein binding. Gene Ontology annotation, biological process: mitotic sister chromatid cohesion. Gene Ontology annotation, cellular component: chromosome. The record is from RefSeq and is a predicted model, not a curated record.
CAGGAGCAGUCGUCGGCGCUCAAGGAGAAGACCCGCCUGGAGCUGACCAUUAAGGACCUGCGCGAUGAGGUGGAGGGGGACGACUCAUCGCGCAAGCGUGCUGAGCGGGAGCUGGCCCGCCUGCAGGAGACAGUGGCCCAGAAGAUGGCCCUGCUGGACGGCAUCCGUCCCCAGUACGAGGCACAGAAAAAGCGCGAGGAGGAGUGCACUCGCGAGCUGAGCCUGAAGGAACAGAAGCGCACAGAGCUGUAUGCCAAGCAAGGCCGCGGCAGCCAGUUUACAUCCAAGGCUGAGCGGGACAAGUGGAUCCAGAAGGAACUCAAGUCUCUGCAGAAGGCCAUUCGUGACAAGCGAGACCAGAUAGACAAGCUCCAAGAGGACACGCAACGAGAUGCAAAGAACAAGGUGGUCUUGGAAAGGAAAAUUGAAGAGCUUACCCGGGAGCUGGAGAAUCAUCGUGUGAGCAUCGACAGUCAAAACAAAAGUUUCUAUGAGAUGAAAAAGCGGAAAGACACACUUCAAGGCGAGAGAAAUGAACUCUGGAGGCAUGAGAAUGCCUUGCAGCAGAACCUGGCAACGCUGAAAGAGGAGCUGUCGAAAAAGGACCAGGGUCUGCGUUCCAUGACUGGCAAGGCAACCUUGAAUGGCCGAGACAGUGUACGAAAAGUACUGCAAACUUUUCGGGAGAAAGGUGGCAGUUAUGAGCACAUAGCCAACAGCUACUAUGGAAUGCUUAUCGAAAACUUUGAUUGUGAGAAGACCAUCUAUACUGCAGUUGAAGUGACCUCUGGAAACAAGUUGUUUUACCACAUAGUGGAGAGUGAUCGCAUCGGCACGAAGAUACUGCAGGAGAUGAAUCGUCAGCAGCUGCCAGGCGAAGUCACCUUCAUGCCUCUAAACCGGCUGAUGUACAAGGAUGUUGACUACCCCAAUAGCAAUGAUGCCAUUCCCAUGAUCAGCAAACUCAACUUUGAGCCAAAGUUUGAGAGCGCUAUGAAAUACAUAUAUGGCAAGACUCUAAUAUGCCGUAACCUGGAAGUGGCCACUCAAAUUGCACGCACAUCCAACCUGGAUUGCAUCACUUUGGACGGGGACCAAGUGUCGCACAAGGGUGCCCUAACGGGAGGCUACUUUGACACUCGACGGUCACGGCUGGAUCUGCACAAGGCACAUAUGCAGCUCAUGAAGGAGAUUACUGAAGUGGAGAAGCAGCUUGCUGAGCACAAGCAGAAACUGGCUGAUACUGAAAGCCAGAUCAACCAGGUGGUCAGUGACAUGCAGAAAGCUGAGACAAAGAACAGCAAGAACAAGGAUGUGUUUGACAAACUGAAGGCAGACAUUCGUCUCAUGAAAGAAGAACUCACAGCUCUGGAACGCUCUAAACAGCCAAAGGAGCGCAGCCUGGCUAGCCUCGACUCGAGCCUCAAGUCAAUGGAGUCAACUGAGCAGUCCCUCCGUUCAGAGCUGCAGCAAGACCUCCUGACACAGCUUUCAGUUGCUGACCAGCAGGAGGUAGACCGGCUCAACGAUGAAAUUCGCCGUCUCACCCAAGAAAACAAGGAGGCCUUCAGUGAGCGCAUGCGGCUUGAGGCAGAGAAAAACAAGCUGGAGAACCUGCUCAACAACAAUUUAUAUCGGAGGAAAGAAGAAUUGGAAGCUGCAUUGCAGGAAAUUUCAGUCGAAGACAGGCGGCGCAAACUGGAGAACAGCCAAGCAGAGUUGGCAAGUGUGAAUGCACGCAUCAGUGAUGUCAACACUAAUUUAAAAGCACUGGAAAAGCAGGUUGAAGCAAAUACUAAGGAACAGAAGGACCUCCAGUCACAGCUAGAGCACUGGAAGAGCCAAGAACGUGACUGGCAAGAGCGGAUCAAUGAUGAUGCCAAAGACCUUGAGAAAAUGACGAGCCGCCAGUCUGUUCUGCUGAAGAAGAAAGAAGAGUGCAUGCGUAAGAUUCGAGAACUUGGUUCAUUGCCUGCAGAUGCAUUUGAGAAGUAUCAGAAUCUAAGCCUAAAACAGUUGUUCAAGAAACUUGAGCAAUGUAAUCAUGAGCUCAAGAAGUACAGCCAUGUCAACAAGAAGGCCUUGGACCAGUUCAUCAAUUUUUCGGACCAGAAGGAAAAGCUGGCAAAGCGCAAGGAAGAGCUUGACCGUGGGCACAGUUCCAUCCAGGAGCUGAUGAACGCUCUGGAGAUGCGCAAGUAUGAAGCCAUCCAGCUGACUUUCAAGCAAGUGUCCAAGUUCUUCAGUGAAGUGUUUAAGAAGCUUGUACCCCAAGGACAUGCCACACUCAUGAUGAAGACUGACAGUGAGGAUGGCACUGCUCAGGAGGGCCAGACUCCAUCAGUGGAUCACUUCUCUGGUGUGGGAAUCAGGGUGUCAUUUGUGGGCAAGUCGAGCGAGAUGAAGGAAAUGCAGCAGCUGUCAGGUGGCCAGAAGUCGCUGGUUGCAUUGGCACUCAUCUUUGCAAUCCAAAAGUGUGACCCUGCUCCCUUCUACCUAUUUGAUGAGAUUGACCAGGCACUGGACUCCCAGCAUCGCAAAGCAGUUGCAGACAUGAUUCAUGAGCUUUGCAGUGGGGCACAGUUCAUCACGACAACCUUUCGUCCCGAAUUGCUGGAGAAGGCAGACAAAUUUUAUGGUGUCAAGUUCCGCAACAAGGUGAGCCACAUUGAAGCUGUGACCAAGGAAGAGGCGGACUUUGUUGAAGAUGACACAACACAUGGCUAAGCCACUCAUCUUUAGCCAUGGACUAAAUUAUUUGGUUGUUUAUUUCAUGAGGGCAGGCUAGUAUAGGGUCAGAAAGCCUUUUGUACAGUUCUGUGUUUCGAUGUCACCCUUCAGUCAGGAUUCACAAAACAUCACUUCCCUUAUGUGCAGCACACCUUUCUUUAAUACUGCACGACUACAUCAGGUUUUUAUACCUUGCAUGGCUCUUGUCUCUUUUGUGAAGAGCUGUCAAUACACACCCAUAAUUGUGUCAUAGCGCUCUUACAUACAGGGUUUUUUUUUUUUUUUUUUAGCUGCACCAAUUUUUUAAAAUUAGAAAAUAUAUAUCUGGGUCACGUUAUCUUUACCAUUCGAGUGUAUGGAUUGGCGGCCUCUGGAUACAGACCAAUUUCCACACUUAGGUGCAUAAUUAGCGCAGUUAUGCUAAUUAACUUUCUAAUUAUCAAUAUGUGGCUACACCAAAUGAGUACUUUGGGGCCCGUCCUCGACACUGCCUAUCCCAACGACCAAAUUUUGAAUAGCGGAGUUCAUGUGGGAGCUAGGCGAACAAUUAGUUCCCCUUGGCAGGCUCCUUGAAACUGAAACUGGCCGCAAAAAGAGCGUCUGCGUCAUUGAUGUCGCCGUCCCCCAGCCUUUCGUCACGUCUCCGAGGUAAGCGCUGGUCCGGCCCCGCGAGCAGCUUGUGUUAUCUCCUUGCUAUCUGCGGCGUUCGCAGUCGACGCUACAGACUGAUAUGCCGUGACUGUAGUAUCUAAAAGCCCAAGGAGCGGAGUUGGCGCAACAGCGCAACGUGGCGCCCGACGGAAUGACGAAGUAAAUUUGGCGGCCGCCGGCACUAAAGUCCCUAUAUAAGAAAAGUACCGCCAUCUACUCUUUCCUCCGCCGCCUCCUCUCCUAAAGCGCUUGCUUUUUUCUUUACUUUUUGCUUGCGAAAGCCAAGUAGACGGUGGCGCACCUAGAAAGUCCACGUUGAAGCUUUCAGGCCGGGCGCGCGCCGCCGCCGGCGACUGCGGCUGCGCAGAGGACUUUCAACAUGGCUCUGAGGCGGAAAAAAAGAAAAUAUCAAAGAAGUGAAAAGCGCGCGCUAUCAUCGUCCAAUCGGAGAUACAGGAGAGAGAGAAGCGGCGUUUAUCAAAGGAUGGCGGUACUUUUCUUAUAUAGGGACUUUAGCCGGCACUGAAGCGCCAGGCCAACGCCGCACACAGCAAGGAGAUAACGCAAGCUGCUCGUGGGGGAGACGUGGACAAACGGGGGGGGGGGGGGGGGGGGGGCGACAUCAACGACACAGACGCUCUUUUUGCGGCCAGUUUCGGUUUCAAGAAGCCUGCCAAGGGGAACUAAUUGUUCGCCUAGCUCCCACAUGAACUCCGCUAUUCAAAAUUUGAUCGUUGGAAUAGGUAGUAUCGAGGACGGGCCCCAAAGUACUCAAUUGCUGUAGCCCCAUAUUGUUGAUAAUUGGAAGGUUAAUUAGCGUAACUUCGCUAAUUACGCACCUAAGUGCGGAAAUUGCUCUGUAUCUUGAGGCCGCCAAUCCGUACACUCGAAUGGUAAACAUAACGUGACCAAGAUUUAUAUUUUUCUAAUUUUAAAAAUUGGGUGCAGCUAAAAAAAAACACCCUGUAUAGUGCAUUCAUAGUGCAGUGAUAUAACAUAAAAACCAUUUGCAGUUUUGCCGAAACUGCUGUUUUAUAGCUCGUGAAAAUAAAGU